Messenger RNA from Alternaria postmessia, 3510 nucleotides. RefSeq lists its product as uncharacterized. The record is from RefSeq and is a predicted model, not a curated record. The transcript is spliced from 3 exons. NCBI's taxonomy places the organism in Eukaryota, Fungi, Ascomycota, Dothideomycetes, Pleosporales, Pleosporaceae. The coding region runs from base 1 to 3510 and encodes 1169 amino acids.
AUGUUAUCGGCACCGGACUUCUUCGAAAACAUCGAAAGCCCCACGUUGACACGGCUACUGGCUCAAGUCGUCGUUGGUUUAUACAGCGAGGAAGUAGACAAGUUGCGCAAAGGAAAGACCACAACUGACAAAAUCUCAACGCCUGAACAUAGUGAGCCUCCAGGUUCCUAUUCGCCCGAUCUGAGCCAGGAUCCGAGUAACAGAACUGAGGCUACUGCGCCUGCAGCCUUAUCUUCAUGCAACAGGGAAGAGACGAUGGAGAGUGAGAGAAGGAUGAAGGAAGACGCCGUCGUGAAAGAGAGAGAGAAUGUCGAAGCAAGGGUACGGGAGGAAGCGUUAGCUAAGAUCCAGCAGCUUGGAGCAGAGAGAGAAAACAUUGCGCAACUUCAAGAAAAAGACUUUGCCGUUGCAAGGUCGGUUGCUACCAAAGAUGAAGCAGAUAUAUUUAAGCUUGAGUCGACGUGGGAUAGCUGGGGUGGCGUGCCUGUCAUCUCCGAAAAGAGAAAGAAAGUGAAGAAAGGCCAUACGGCGGGGUUGCCUCCUCCACCUCCGUCUUCACCUCCGUCUCCACCUCCACCUCCGAUGAGUCCAUCUCCUCCGUCGUCGCCACCCGAUAUUCAGCUCGAAGACAAGCGUGAAGAAGAAGAGCGUCUUGAGUGCGAAGGUGAAGAACGCCUAGAACAGAAACGCCUUGAGCGUGAAGAGCAGGAACGCAUCGCGGCGGAAGAAGAACGAGCGCGUAUUGAAGCUGAAAAAGUUAAGGCAGCACGGAUAGCGGCGGAAGAGGAACCUGCCGCCACUGCUGCUGAAGCUGAGACGAGCAGGAAGAAAGAAGACGACAUCUGGGGCGAUUGGAGCGCACUUUCGGCCGGUAAAAUGAAGAAGAAGGGCAAAAAGGGGAAGACGGCCGAGCCUGUACCCCCACCCGCGCCCUCUCCAGAUCCUCUAGCGAGACCACCAACAACAUUCGACGACAUCAAUCUGAACGAAGCAAGUGCACCAAAGAUUGACAUGAAUUUUGGUGACACGGGCGCAACUAAACCUAGAUUUGGGCUUCCUAGACUUGGGAAUUGGCCUUCUAGUUGGGGCCCGUUGAAUAGGAACACGAAUGCAGAAGACGAUAACCCCUGGGGUUCCUCAGAUAAGAAGAAGAAGGAUGAUAGAUUCGACUUCAACUUUGAUGCGUUCAAGAACCCGCCAGCUGAGGAGAAGCCAGCUGAAGAUGACGGACGGGGAGGCUUAGGUGCUACAAUGAAGGCCAAGAAGAAGACCAAGAAAGGGACUUUGAUUGAAGACAGUGUACCAGCAAUUCCUCCUUCACCGCCAGAACCUGAGAAGAAAGAAGAGGACGACUCAUGGGGAGCACUCAGCUUUGGCGGCACCGCAAAGAACAGAAAGAAAAAGAAGAAGAAGGGCGUACUUGGGGAAGAGCUCCCGCCACCUGAGCCAGAGCCAGAGCCAGUCGUCGACGAGCCCUCACCUGUCAAAGAGGAGUAUCCAUGGGGUGGUGGAUGGGGAGCGGCUGCUGCUGGCACUAAGAAGAAGAACGGUAAGAAGGGAGAACUAGAACUGGAGCUUGAACUUGUACCUGUACCAGGACCCGAACCCGGACCUGAACUUCCGAAGGUGGAGAUGGAUCCUUAUACGGGGCUUAGUAAGUCACAUGCGAAGGAGCUAAAGGUCAAGUUGGACAAAGAGGCUGCUGAGAUCAGACGGCAGGAGGAAGAAGAGGCAGAACAGAUAAGUGUGGAAGAGAAGAAAGCCGCCGCCGCUGCUGAAGCCGGUGUGAGCUCCUUCGAUCUAGCGAUCGAGACGGGCGCUACGUCUAAGGACGACGGCUGUGAAUUGCGUUCGGACCAUCUGUCUCGCCAUGAUGGAUGGCAGGACUGUAAGCCAUGCGAGCUGUAUAUGCGAAAGAUCGCUCUCAAGCUUUCUUCAAUGGGGCUACUAAACGUAAAUGGGUUCAGCACGACCGAUGGCGCAGGAUGGCUGAUCCCCGGCCCUGACAAUGCCAGCGUCUGCAAGCCUGUCUUCAUUGCCCACUCGGCCCUCUCGGCGAUCUGGCUGCUGCGCGAGACGCUUGCCGACAAUACGCCCUCCAACGACGGCUGGGACCGUCUCGUCUGCGCGGCCCAAUCGCUCGCAGAGGAGGGCAUGGUUGAGCCGCCGUCUGCGCAGAAGCCGCCUGCCUCUCCCCUGGCUCGGCGCGAGAAGCGACCAGCACCGUCUGCGCAGGCGUCGUCACCGAAGCGCGCUCGCACGGAAGCAAGCCAUCAGCCAGAGGAGCCGGCUAGUGAGGUGGAAGCGCAGCCAGAUGCGCAGCCGGUGGACGAGCAGCGCGUUCUCACCACAGUCACCAACAACAACCGCCGCGCCGAGCGGCAACGCAUCAAAGCCUAUGAGGCUGCCCAGGUGGAGCGCAGCCUUGACCUUGGUCUUGUGGCGCCAGACGAGAAGGCAGUCGACGAUGAGCGCGGCGCCUACGCUGCUGUGCCAGUUCAAGACAAAGACGUUAUAGCCUGGCUCUUCAAACAGGCCGCUGUCGACAGGCACCAGAAGAAGACCGACUUCUACAACGCUGUCAAGUCGCCCUAUCUCACGGCGCGCGACUUCUUGGCCAAGGCACGCGCGCUCGGAAGCCCGUCGUCUCAGGAGCACGCUGCUCACUUCCUGCAGAUCUGGCGAAAGCAGGGCAAGCUCUUCGGCGAUGGCUCGCCUGAGGGCUUCUCUUCGCAUGCGCUGCGUGAGCAUGAGCCCUCAAUUCGUCCCUCCGAGCCGACCGGCUUAGAUGGCGUGUUCUGCCGUGCUUGGGACCGCUGCACGGUCUACGAAGAAGUAGUCAAAUCAGUGCACAUCAAGUACAGGUGGGCGCAGGCGCUCCUAGGCAAGGCUAUGAACGACAAGCUCGAGCAGCUCAAGCGCAGCGACAGGCUACUUAGCCACAGCAAGACAAGCCGUUUUGGCAAGGGUCAACGCCGGACCGAGGCUAUAGACACGCUGAUGCCGCUGGUGUUCCUCAAGCAGAAUCCGUCCAAGAGCGAGCGGGAUCUCUUUCGAAACCGCCUGGCCAAAGCAGUCAAGUGGUACAGGAUCGCUGAAGGCUUGGGCUGGGGCGUGUUGCUGGUCAUGCCAGAAGACGUGCUACCUAAGACUUGGAUUGAGCAGACCAUCCGCUCCUGGGGCGUCGACGUCUUCAUCAAGCUGCUCCAGCGGGAGCGUCCGGAUGUCUGCCUUGCGGCCAAGCAGUUCGACGAGUGGUUGGGCCCAGAGGGCAUCGCAGGCGGCGAUAUCAAAGGGAAGAAAACGCUAAGCAUUGAGCUAAACGCUCCAGGCACAACGCACAGGGUGGAAGAGAUUGAGGAUAGCGACGACGACGGCGAUGUCGAAGACGACGACGAUGACAACAAUGAGCGGGUUGAGAUUAUGCAGUCGCAGGCCCGCUCAAACAGCGCGCCUGCUGCUUCGUUGCGCCAGACGACGCUGCCUGAGCUGUUUAAAGCUGUAGCGUGA